CGAUUUUCAAGCGCUUCUGAGAAGUUUACUAAAUUUCCCCGCCAGUGUUCAUAUUUUUAAAAAAUUCUUGUCAUAAAAAUAACCAAAAUAAAGUAUGCGUUUCCUCAACGCUUUAGCUUUACUCUGCGCGGUGCUAAUUCCGCCCAGCGCCUUAGCUGCCGAUAAGAACUUGGUGUGUUUCUACGAUUCAGCGAGUUAUCUGCGUCAAGGUUUCGCCAAAUUGCUGCCCACGGAUCUUGAACUCGGCCUUAACUUCUGCUCACACCUUAUCUACGGCUAUGCUGGCCUUAAACCGCAAACACACGAGGUCUACAGUCUCAAUGUCGAUCUUGAUAUGUUUCAUUAUCACGAAAUUUUGCUGCUGAAGGCGAAAUACCCGAAGAUGAAGGUGUUUCUAAGCGUUGGCGGUGAUCGUGAUGUGGACGAAGCGAAUCCGCUCAAGUAUCUAGGUCUCUUGGAGAGCGGCAAAGAGGGCCAACAGAAUUUCAUUGAUAGCUCUAUUGCGUUGCUGAAACGUAACGGUUUUGAUGGCUUGGAUUUGGCCUUGCAAUUGCCACGCAACAAACCGCGCAAAGUGCAUGGCACUGUAGGCUCUUACUGGAAGAAAUUUAAGAAGCUCUUCACUGGCGAUUUCGUUGUGGAUCCGCUGGCUAGUGAGCAUAAGGAACAGUUUACCGAUUUUUCAAAGAAUUUGCGUGAUGCCUUGCAGCGUGCGAAUCUCUCGUUGGCGUUGACUGUUUUGCCGAAUGUCAAUUCGACUUGGUAUUUCGAUGUGCCCAAAGUCCAAAAUAAUUUCGAGUUCAUCAAUCUACUGGCCUUCGACUUCCUUACGCCGACACGCAACCCCGAUGAAGCUGAUUAUACGGCACCAAUCUAUCCGCUCACGGAACAAAAUCGUCUACCACACUACAAUAUCGAAUACCAAGUCGACUACUGGUUGAAGAAUCAAUGUCCCGGCACCAAAAUCAAUCUCGGCAUUGCCACAUAUGGACGCGCAUGGAAGCUAACACCGGAUUCGGGCUUAUCAGGCGUACCUGUGGUCGCGGAAACCGAUGGACCCGCACCAGCUGGUCUACAAUCACAAAUAGCCGGCUUGCUGAGCUGGCCGGAGAUUUGCGCAAAAAUGCCGAAUAACGUGAAUGCCGACUAUCGUGGUGAGAAUGCGCCCCUGCGCAAGGUAACCGAUUUGGAGCAGCGUUACGGCAAUUAUGCCUUGCGGCCGGCGGAUGAGAAUGGUGAACAUGGCAUGUGGGUGAGCUACGACGAUCCGGACUUCGCAGCGAUCAAGGCGAGCUACGUGCGCACGAAGGGACUGGGCGGUGUGGCGCUCUACGAUUUGAGCUAUGACGACUUUCGCGGCUUGUGCACGGGUCUGAAGUUCCCCAUACUGCGUGCGAUUAAGCAUUUCUUAUAAGUUUAUUUGGUUAGGCUAAGUUGUACAUAUACAUAUAUGUGUUUAUUUUUGUUAGUGGUUUUAGAAAAUGUAAUAAAAUAUAAUAUGUAGAAAUUGC
Messenger RNA from Bactrocera dorsalis (oriental fruit fly), 1511 nucleotides. RefSeq names its product chitinase-like protein Idgf1. Gene Ontology annotation, molecular function: chitin binding. Lineage: Eukaryota; Metazoa; Arthropoda; Insecta; Diptera; Tephritidae. The record is from RefSeq and is a predicted model, not a curated record. Gene Ontology annotation, biological process: carbohydrate metabolic process; chitin catabolic process. The coding region runs from base 95 to 1414 and encodes 439 amino acids. The transcript has 3 exons. Gene Ontology annotation, cellular component: extracellular region.